Ictalurus furcatus (blue catfish) is the source of this 2372-nucleotide messenger RNA. It is a transcript of the gene ube2g1a, whose product is annotated as ubiquitin-conjugating enzyme E2G 1a (UBC7 homolog, yeast). Gene Ontology annotation, molecular function: ubiquitin conjugating enzyme activity. The transcript has 6 exons. Gene Ontology annotation, biological process: protein polyubiquitination; proteasome-mediated ubiquitin-dependent protein catabolic process. The coding region runs from base 145 to 657 and encodes 170 amino acids. NCBI's taxonomy places the organism in Eukaryota, Metazoa, Chordata, Actinopteri, Siluriformes, Ictaluridae. The record is from RefSeq and is a predicted model, not a curated record.
UGCGCAUGCGCGCACCGGAUCAGAAUGUUGAGAUAAACGGACUAGGAGAGACUGACAGUCAGCGACGAAUAUUUAUAGACUGCGCUUCUUUUUUCUUAGUUUAGUUUGAACGCGAAUUAAAUUCAAAGUACUCUAGCUAUAACGAUGACGGAGCCCCAGUCCGCGCUGUUACUCAGGAGACAGCUGGCAGAAUUGAAUAAAAAUCCAGUGGAAGGCUUUUCUGCAGGACUGAUAGAUGAUAACGACCUCUACAGAUGGGAAGUUCUAAUAAUCGGUCCUCCUGAUACACUCUAUGAAGGCGGAGUGUUCAAAGCCCAUCUCACAUUUCCCAAAGACUAUCCUCUCAGGCCUCCAAAAAUGAAAUUCAUCACAGAAAUAUGGCACCCAAACGUUGACAAGAACGGUGAUGUUUGUAUUUCUAUUUUGCACGAGCCGGGGGAGGACAAGUACGGCUAUGAAAAGCCAGAGGAACGUUGGCUUCCCAUUCACACAGUGGAGACCAUCAUGAUUAGUGUCAUCUCUAUGCUAGCUGAUCCUAAUGGAGACUCCCCUGCCAACGUGGAUGCAGCUAAAGAGUGGAGAGAAGACAGACACGGUGAAUUCAAGAGGAAAGUUGCCCGCUGUGUACGAAAGAGCCAAGAGACAGCCUUUGACUGAUCUUCAUCCAGCAGCUUGUAGCGUCACUAUUUUCAGGGUAUCCAGUCGAGAAACAACAUGGCACUGUUUUCCUGCACUCUACCACCCUAUUGCCAGAUUCUUCUUGAUUGAGCGUUGGCAGAAACAAGCUGGCAUCAAUAGGCUGCAACAGAACAAUAACGGCUCGUACAGAUACGGACAGAACGUGCCAAGCAAAUGCCAACAUCCAAAAAAAGAGAGAAAAACCAUAACAUAAGAUGAUUACACAUUUUUACGCAAGUUUAUGAACUGAUACAACAUUCAGGAAAGAAAUUGUAAAGACCUGUAAAUAGCACAGACAUAAAAACCGGAUAAUAUAUAAGACUCCUCGUAUCCAUCCAGAGAAACAGUUAGUACCAAAUAAAUAGCGCUUUCUGUAGGUAGAAUUUGACUCCUGUUUAAAAAAAAAAAAAAAAAAAAUCUUAAACAGAAUGGUUAAUUUCCCCUUUCCUCCCCUGCAGCAGCUUCUCAUGUAGUGUUCAUCAAUUCUUUUACAGGUCACAUUGAGGGAGAUGUGUAGCAAUGAAAAGGGCCUUCCCUGCCACUCGUAGAUUUUCAUUGUCUAUGAGCCUCACAUUGACAAACUAGACACAAACAAGCCAGAAAGGUGUGUUCUUUAUUGGCAUGUAGUAUUUGAGGGAGGGUUUGAUGGAAGGGAGGGUAGUUGGCGCUACUGAUGUUCAGCAUGUCAUGUCAUGGGUUGGACACUUAGGGACAUUGAAGUAAAAUUAAUUGAUGGGAAAAGAUUCUUUCUGAAACAAUCAAUGAUCAGUUGGAUUGGUUUUAACUUUAGGGGUGGGACUGGGACUGGGGGCAUGUCCCUGCUUUGGCUGUAGAAAAGUUCUACUCAACAAGCCUGCACCUGUGCUUGGUUCUGCGGUGAGUUUUCAGCGGUGGGACAGCUGACGAGGAAACCCAUCAGAUGUGAUAACCUGCAUGUUUAAGCUCAUAGGUUUUAAUUUGUCCUUUUUUGUUUGUUUUGUUUUUUUUUUCAAAAGUGCCUCCGAUUGAAAUUGCUUGGCUUGUUGCACCUCCUGCAUUGGAUCUGGAGCUAAAAAAGGGGAGAUGUUGAGAAAUCUCUCUGUGCUCCUUCAGGCUCGUUUCGAUGUGUGAUGAUUUUUUUUUUCUUUUUUAAUCCUUUGUACCAGCAGUAAUGGAUUAUUAAAGAUAAUUUGGUGUAGCAAUAAUGGCCCCUUUGCCCAGCUGUGUGUGUAGUGUGUCCUAUUUCCCCCAUGAUGUAUGAAGUUUUAAUAUUGGGAUAAAAUUUAGAAGCAGGUAAACAUUUAUGCAUAAACUUUUGCCCAUCGUUUGAGAGAAUUCCUUUGCAGGGCUUUGUUUUUCUUUUGUGUCGUCUCUGAUAGGAUUCGGUAAGCAUGCUUUAACUGUAGGUUUCUCACAAGCAGAUUCUUGGAUUUUGUUCAGAGGGUGUGUGUGUGUGUGUGUGUGUGUGUGUGUGUGUGUGUGUGUGUGUGUGUGUGUGUGUGUGUGUGUGUUCGAGUGUUGCAGAGAAUAUGUUUCACCAUCCUGCUACUCCCCACAAUCCUUUAUUCUCCGUUAAUUUUAUUACGGCUCCGACAGACUACUGCAGUUCUCUUGCCUAAUGUACAAAGACAAAAUACUGAUGUAUAUUUUUCAUGUUAUGGAAGUUGUCUCCUUCUCUAGUGAAUUCUUCUAAAAUAUAAUUUUUUUUUCCAAUA